UAAGGUACAACAGAGGGGGAUUUAUUUGCUUAAUGCUUAUCUUGUGAUUUAUGUUGCCAAAGGAUUUACUUUGGUUACUUUCAGCUAGUUUCUUUAAAAUAGUUAGUCAUUUGUCUAUACUUACUAAUUUCUUUCAUUACAGAAUGGCAUCAAACAGGGGUCAAGGUGGAAUUCAACAAUUGUUGGCUGCUGAACAAGAAGCACAAAGGAUUGUAAAUGCCGCUAAAAAUGAAAAAUUGACAAGGUUGAAACAAGCCAAAGAAGAGGCAGACAAGGAGGUUGCAGAAUACAGAGCUCAACUGGAACGUGAGUUUCAACAAAAAGUAUCAGAUAGCACUGGAGAUUCUGGUGCUAAUGUGAAGAGGCUUGAACAUGAAACUGAAGGGAAAAUCCAUCACCUGAAAACAGAAGCCGCAAGAAUUUCUGAUGAUGUUGUAGCCAUGCUUCUCAAGUACGUAACAACCGUGCAAAAUUAGGAUCCUUGAUGAUUAUGUAUUGGUGCUGCGGUGUCUUAAAUUAUGUUGAUUAUUAUCUUGAGUUUGUUGUUUGUUCUAGAUACUCUGGAGUCAGUUCCUUACAAUAUUCUUGUUUUGUUUGCAAUACUUGGUAUGGUUUGGUAUCCUUUUGCGUUGUACUAAAAAAAGAUGAUUUCAAGUUGGUUAAAAUAAAAAGUUCAGAAUGUAUGAACUUGCCAACUUUUGUUGUUGAUUAUAACAUUGUGUAAAAGGAAGUUAUGUUAGUGUAUA
Messenger RNA from Arachis stenosperma, 746 nucleotides. Its product is annotated as V-type proton ATPase subunit G-like. Bases 51 to 476 code for a protein of 141 amino acids. Lineage: Eukaryota; Viridiplantae; Streptophyta; Magnoliopsida; Fabales; Fabaceae. Gene Ontology annotation, cellular component: vacuolar proton-transporting V-type ATPase complex. Gene Ontology annotation, molecular function: proton-transporting ATPase activity, rotational mechanism. The record is from RefSeq and is a predicted model, not a curated record. Gene Ontology annotation, biological process: proton transmembrane transport. The transcript is spliced from 3 exons.